UCAAGCUAACUUGUGGCUUUAACAAGUAUGAUGGUUCAUAUGAAAUGCGCAAUAAAUGGGUAAUAAAUGAAGUAAAAUAAUAAAAAUGCUAUUUAAAAUGAAUUGAUAAAUAUUUUAUGAAGAAUUUCUUAUGUACAAUUCUAAACUGCUUAAUAUAACAAUCUCUGAAUUUAUAGUUGAUUUUUUAAAAAUCAUUUAUCAGUUAAACAUCAAAUAAUUGUAACAAUUUUAGUUACAUAAAUGCUUCAAAAAGACAACUGAAUGGUGAGAUAAGUUACACUGUAUAGCCACUCGGGGCAGUGUUGAGACAGUUUAUUUCCAAACCACAGGAGAGUUUCCCUGUUUUUCCCCUGGUUGUCAAGAAUUUUUACUUUCCAAUAAUACACAUAAUAGAGAUGAUUGUUAAAACGUGACUUUUUAUGAAAGAAAAAAUAAAAUAUUGUGUGAAAUUUGUCAGUCUACAUAUACAUAUUAAAUUUACAUUAGUGUUGACAUUGGACAAAGUAAAGCAAAAGUACAUUACACAAAUAAAUACCAUUUUACUAAUCAGCAGUCACUCCCAGCAUUGUCAUUAAUGAGCUUAGUCUGUUGCUAAAAGUUUUGUGUGUGGUUUUUUUUUUUUUUUUUUUUUUACCCCCCACUUCAAAGAGGAAGCAGUUGAGUCAUAUUGCUCCUGGUUCCUCUCGAGCACAUGACAAUUAGACUGAAGUUUAAAAGCUCUCAGACACAACUUGUCCCAUCAGUGAUGCUGUCAGUCAUGUUCGUGAAGCUCAGGCUGUUGGCUCUCAUAUUCUUUGUGACCAAGGAUGUUCAGCCCACCUAUGCUGAAACAAAGCUGGCUGGGCCCCAUAAUGUGAAGGUGACCUCCAUCAAUAUGGGUGCAGUUGUCGAAUGGACAUCUCCACACAAUCCCAUGAGCAACGUGACAUACACGACAAGAUAUUUCCUGAGAAACAAAAAUGUUGUCCUCUGUAUCAACACCAAAGAGCUGAAAUGUGAUGCAGGGAAACUGCCAGUUGCAUUUGGGACCUACAUUUUUCAAGUGCGGGCAGAGGAUCAGGAGCUGUUCUCUGAGUGGGUUAAUGCAUCCAAAUUUAUACUUAAUAAGCACAGUAUCAUAGGAGCCCCUACUGUGCGUCUUGUCGUCCAAAAUAAUAACUUGGAUGUGCACGUCCAGCCCCCAGUGCUAAAAGUGGGCAAACUUUCUACAAUGUUUGUACAAGUGAGCUACAUCAUCAGAUAUUGGACAGAAGACCUCGAAGAUGCGGCAAUAGAGAGGAAGGUCACUGAUGCCAAUGAGGAUGUUAAACUGACUAUUAAAGGACUACAUUCAUGGAGCAGAUUCUGUGCUCAGGCAAAGGUGCUUCCCAAAGGCUACACAAAUCUGGAACAGUUCAGUAAUGCUGUAUGUGUGUCCAGCAUACCUGUGACACCAGUGUUCACCAGCUGUGUAAUAGCUGCUGCCAUCCUUCUUCCUCUGGGAAUCAUGGCCGUCUGGUUCAUCUAUAAAUUGUACAAAUACCUGUACCCUAAAACCAACCUACCAGAACAUCUCAAGAAUCUAUUCGUACCAUCAUUUUGGAAUGCUGAGGGAACCCAGCAUUCUCCACACCAGAAAGAACAGCAUGAUAAAAUCAGUGCCAUAUCUGAGGACCAUCUUUAUGAAGCGCUCAGUGAGAAAAGCAAGAUCUCAGAGGACAAGGACUCUGGGUUGGCCUGUGAUCUACCGCCAAUACAAGAGGUGGAAGAGGACUACAAACUGCUCAUGAACAUGCAACCUGCACCAUCAUUUUACCCUAAUCAUCUCUACCCAUUAUGCGCGAAUAACACAAUAUUGACUCAUUUAAAUCAACCCCACUUCGGAGGCUCCACUAUCGCUCGACCUUGUUACUACAACGUAACAGUCACAAGCUCAGAGCUGAAACACACUGAAUGUGUUUGCUGAAGUCACCGAUAAGCUGAAAUGUAUGUACUUAAGAAUGAUCUUAUUUUCUGCUGUAAAUAUUAAAAAAAAAAAAAGAUAUAUAUAUAUAUAUAAUUAUGCAGUGGUGCAGUGGCUGUCUGUGGAAUGUAUAUAACUUCUUGCAUAAAAUGUUGUCUACUCAUGCUAACAAUAGACUGAAUGUACUUUUUUGAGAAACUGUUGUUGUCAUUGUAUGCCUGUAAAUGGUUGUAUUGUUGUUAUUUUGAAAUGCGUCACAAUAAAUGAAAGUGAGUUGGA
Messenger RNA from Ctenopharyngodon idella (grass carp), 2221 nucleotides. RefSeq names its product cytokine receptor family member B15 (gene crfb15). Lineage: Eukaryota; Metazoa; Chordata; Actinopteri; Cypriniformes; Xenocyprididae. The transcript has 7 exons. The record is from RefSeq and is a predicted model, not a curated record. Bases 692 to 1945 code for a protein of 417 amino acids. Gene Ontology annotation, molecular function: protein binding.